UAUAAUACACAUAACAAAAAUGUCCGCGCUCCUCUUUUACCUAAUUUUCACGUUCACCUCCACAACGGCCAAUGGAGCGAAGACUACUCCGAGGUAUUUACAAAAAAUGAAAUGUGGCGAUUGUGAAUCUCAAGAUCACUGCCAGAUCGAGACUUCUGGUUAUUUUUGUCCGGACCAGUUCGACAGAAUUGAGAUUCAGUACAAUCCGGACGGCAAUUUAUCGAAGGGCUUGGAACACUUGACGAAAUGCGUGGCUCCAAAUUAUUAUUUUUAUAACAAAAAAGAAAUCAGCCAAAUGUGCUGCUUCUGGACACCUAAGAUGGGUUGUCAGCAACUACUAAAUAAAGGCUAUUCAAAAAAACCGCAUUGCUCUGCAUGUACCUCAUACGGGGAAGAUGGUUGUCCAUGUGGGCCGAGUUGCGGUGGAGGAAAACUUUGUAACAUCAACUCUUUCAUUAUCGUUCUUAUGUGUACGAUACUAAGCAAUUAUAUAUAUAUAUAAUUAAAUGAA
Molecule: messenger RNA, 511 nt
Organism: Drosophila persimilis
Lineage: Eukaryota; Metazoa; Arthropoda; Insecta; Diptera; Drosophilidae
Exons: 2
Coding region: 20-502 (160 amino acids)
Source: RefSeq, a predicted model, not a curated record